UAGCAUAGUACUUUAUAAAAUUCAUUAGAAUAUAAAUAUACAUUAUUAUAAUGAACACAUACAUACAAUCAAAUUUACACUUAUAUCAAUUAAAAAUAGUAAUUUAUUAUAAAAUAUUACCAUGACAUAAAAACAAAGUUAAAGCAAUAUUAUUCAAGAACUAUCUUUUUGCUAUUUCUAUUACUUCAUAAAUUUUUAAAAAGUGCCUGAUUAUUAUUAAGAAACUAAUAGAUUUUUCAUUUUACUCUAAUAUCUAAUAAAACAAAAUACAAUAUAUAUAUAUAUAUACAAAAAGUAUCUACUGAUAAAGAAGGUUGUGAUAUAAAAAUAGUAAUCAAAGAGAGAAAUGUGUUGCAAGUGCAAAAAUAUAUAUUUUGUUAUGUGUUCCUUAGAAUUUGUUUAUACUUAUUAGAAAGAACUUAUUACAUAAAUACGUACGAACUAAUUAAAAGGAAAUACAAAAUAAUGAGAAGUAAAACACAAAAUAUGCAAUUCAUUUUUAUGCAUGUCACAUCAUACUCUCAUUCAUGUUAAUCAGUCAUACAAGUAUUAAAACUUUAAUGAUGUACUUAAUCAUUUGAUACUACUUAAAAAGUAGAUCAAUAUGAGGAAAAAUUAAAUUUCUUUUUUAUAGAAGUACUUAGUUUUACUAAAUUAUAUUUUAUAGCAUAACUUAGACGAUGCAAUGGAAAAAGACACUCAUAAAUAUUGGUAUUGAUCGUAUUGUAAUAAUUUGCUUGCUUUUAAGAAUAUUUACUUGUAUAUAAUGCAAAAAAUUAAAUUCAAUAAUUUAAAUUAUCAUUAUGUGUAAAAGAGGUCUUUAUAUAAUAACAGAAUUGUAAAUAAUUGAUUAUCAACUGGUAUAUUAAUAAAAAACAUACAGAGGGAGCAUAUUUUUAAUCAGAUAAAUAGGUGUACUGUAACAGAGUGGCCUUAAAUGUAAAUCAUUCCAAAUAUCAUUUUUUACAUGAAUAUAUUGAAUAUUAUGGGAUAUCAAUACACGCCUAUUCGUGUAUCUACUCUGUUUAUUCUACAACAUGUUAAAAGUGUUGAAGUUUUUGAAUUUUAAUUCCAUUUUUAUGAAUGUUAUUUAUUAUCUAAUUGAGAGUUAGGUAUGAGCUAUAAUGUAUUGUAUAAUUAGUAGGCAUAAAAAUUAUGAAACAUGGCAAAUUAAGAACUUAUGCAUAUAAAAUAUCAUGUGCUCUUCCAUUAUUUCCUCAUUGAUUAAAAAGUAAUAGUGUGAAUAAUAUCACAUUCCACUUCUUUAGUACAAUGGAGCACAUAAUUUCAUCACUGCAAAAAAAAAUAUUUUAUACAUUCGAUGAAGCAACUUUUUUUUCUUGUGUAUAAAUAAGUGAUUUACAGAAAUUUACUCAGAUGUAUAAAUAAGUGAAUUACAGAAAUUAUAUUCAGUGCUUGUUAUUCAAUUGUUCUUUAUUAUAUUUAAAAUUUCACAUUAAAAUUAUAUUAUUUAAUAUAUAGUGAACAUAAAAAGUACUUGUAGAACAGUUAAUUUCAUCUUAUUACUUAUAUAAUUACAACAUAAUAUAAAGUUUAAGUAAAAUUAAUUGCUAUAUAAAUAUUUUUUAUGUUCACCAUAAAUUUUUGCCAUGGAUACUCUUUCUACCACUGUAGUAUUGAAGGUUUAACAUAUCAUGUAUCAUAUAUUAUACUCCAGAGAAUAUAACUUUUAUUUACGUUAAUAACAUUUAUAAUCAGUGUAAUUUGAAUAUAAACCAGAAUAUCUUUUAAAUAAAAUCAUGUGAAAAUUUUGGUGGACGGAUAUAGUAUAUGUAUAAAAUUAUCAUGUGUUUAUGUACACAGUGUGUCUAUAGAUGCAAUGAGUUAUGUUCGAUUUAACAAAGAGCAAUAAAAUAAAAUCUUAUUUUGUUAAUAUUAUGGAAAAAGUAAAUGAGAAGAAGGGAUGUAGAAAUCUCGUUGCUGAAUUAUUCUAUAAAUAUACUGUAUAUGUCAUUUAAAGCAAGCAGCUUUUGUACUUAAUUAGAAUAUAUAUUAAAGAUGUGAAAGAGUAUAUAACUUGAAAUAUAGUCAGUAUUCUGAUACCAUAUUACUUAAUAGAUAUUAAGAUUUUCAUAAAACACCUUAGUCAUUUGUUAUUUGUCAUAAAAGCCUUAUCAUCUCCAAAUUAUUUUUCAUAACAGGAAAAAAAACUAAUUUACAAAACGCAUUAAAUGAUUAUUACUAAUUAUAAUAAUGUAGUUAUUUUUAAUGACAGCUUAUAAUAAAAUAUUUUACUAUACUUUAUCAAAUUUAUUUGUCCUACUAUUCAGCAUCGUUUAAGCAGUGAUUAUGUUUUGGUUUUUUGAUAUAGUUACUAUGGCGCACAAACAAACAAUGUGACAUUUCUAAGAUUCUUAUUUAAUGAAUCUUACAUAAUGAAUCGGAAUUAAUCUUUCCAAAAAAUAACUUUAAAUAAUUAUAGUAGUCAAUGGAGAAAAAGAUAAAAGAUCACAAAUUUUAAAUAUUAAUACAUGAUAAAGGUAAUAGAAAAUAAUAGAGAUGUCUUAUGUAGAGCAUGGACCUCGUGUUUUCUUUACCGGUAGACAGAAUAAUAAUAUGUCAUUGGCUUAUGGUGAUUAUAUUGUACCAAAAAAGCGAUUAGAGGGUCGUUUAAAAGUGUACGAAUCUUGUUCAGAUAUUAGAGCUUGGAGUUCAAAUCCUUUAGAGACCUCACAAUAUUUUCGUGAACUUGCAGAACAUGCUACUCCGGUUUGUAUUGACAAUCAAUAUUAGUUAUUAUUUAAAUACAUCAUCUUAAGUUUGUUUAUUUCUUAUCUAAUAAUAUUAUAUAUAAUCAUACAUUCUAUUAUUAAAUUUUAAAUAUUUGCUUAUAUUAUAGUCUGGAAAAAUAAUACCGUUUAAUGUAGUUAUUGAGAACAUCAUAGGUCUUACUUCGCAAGCCCAAAAUGAACUCCAAAUACUUCGUAAAGAAUUACAAAAAUAUAAAUCUCUUAAAUUAACAAACGAACAAGAAACACAUUUACGAACUUAUGUAUGUAUAUUAUACAAUGCAAAUAUAUAUUUAUUUUGAUGCAACUAUUUUAUAAGAAAAAUGCAAUGCUUUACUGUGAUAUGUUUCUUUUUGAAGAAUGACAAAUUUAUCACAAAUUAUCAAAAAGAAAAACAAAAUAAGAAUAAAACCAUAUUGAAAACGUCAUUAAAGGAAAACUUUAAAAUCGUCAAUAAAUCUAUUUCCUUGCCACAUUUAAAUUCAUAUUUAUCUAUCCAAAUUAAUUCUGAAAAAAAUAUACAAUAUAAUGAUAGAUAUUAUCGAGGCUUGUCAUUAUUCGAUCACAUAGAUUCAUUAUCAUGCAAUGCUACAUAUUUAUUGCCAAAAUUAAAAUCAAUUUAUUUUACCUCAAAACAUGAUAAUUUUAAAAGAAAUAAACAUUCAAAUGCAGAAACAGAUACUCUUAUAAAUUUAGAAGAUAAACAUACCCAAGUUGGUAAGUCAGUUAAAAUAAUAAAUUGUAUAUAUAUUUCAUAUAAAUAAUGAUUGAAUAUAUUAAUAAGCAUGUAUAGAAUAUGCUGAUAUAUCUGUGCAAGUGAUAUGGGAUGUUAAUGAGACAGAAACUCAGACUGAUUGUCAAACAGAAUAUACAACAUCUAGUGAAACUAAAAUAUCUUUGAAUAGAGUAUGUAUGUGUGUAUGUGUGCUUUAUUUAUAUAUUUAUUUAUAACAAUAUAUAAUUAUUUUUUUUAAUUAAUUCAAUAAUUUUUAAUUAAUUAAAUAAUUACAUUAUAUAGACUGAAUCACAAAUAUCUACGUAUAAAUAUGAUUAUAAAAAUAAUUAUGGAAUUAAGAAACGAAAAAUAAAUAUUCCUAUAGAUAAAUAUAUAAGAAAAGAUUCCUCUAUUGAAUCUUAUCAUACUGAAAGUGAAUCUGAAUCUAGUAGUAUUACCGAAAGUGAAUUCGAUGUUGAAUUUUAUGUAAAAUCUCACAAAGAGAUUAUUAUACAAAAGGAUAGUGAAAUAAUUGCAUUAAAAAAUGAAUUUGGUGUAAGUUAACAUUACUAUCAUGUAUUUUCAACAUAUUAUUAAAUUGUACUUUAAAGCUUAUUCAUUGUUUAGGCAAAAGAAGCUGAAGUUGAAGAAUUAAAAGAAAUUAAUAAAAAUUUAGGAAUUAUGUUAAAGAAGAAGGAUGAAAACUUGAAUACUUUACGAGGAGGACUUAAAGUUUUACAAGAACAUUUUAUGAAGUUAAAUGAACAGAGAAAUAAUGAAAUGGACGAUAUGAGAAAGAAAUUAUAUACAAAUACGCAUAUAAUGGAACGGUUGAAAAUAGAGCUAAAUAAAAACUAUGAUGUUUCUUUUUUACAAUCACAAGAAAUUGAAAAAUUACGAUCACAUGUUAAAGAUACUGCCAUUUUACUUGCUGAAAGAGAUUCACUUAUGGAAAAACUAAAAGAAACGGAACAUCUUUCAAAAGAAGCAGAAAAUUGUCGAUUUGCUCUUGAUCAAUUAAGAGAAGUUUUACGUGAAAAAGAUGAAUUACAAAAGCAAAAUCUUGAACAAAAAUGCAUACUUAGUGAUCAAGAGGAUGAAAUAAAGCGUCUACUGAUAUUAAUACAGCAAACGUCGAGUACUCAUAAUGAUCAGGAGAAUAGAAUGACCAAUAUAUUAGAAGAGUUACAAACUGAAAUAAUAGAAAAAGAUAAUACAAUUUCAAAAUAUGAAGAACAACUUCAUUGUAUGGAAAAAGAAAUUAAUAAUUUCACAAUUAAGUUAAAAAAUAGUUUGAAUAAUUUAGAAGAAUUUAAAAUCGCAUAUGAAGAUAGUCGUGUAAAAUGUGAACACGAUACUUGUGAACGAACCAAGCGUACAUUAUGCACUGUAAUGGAGGAAUUACAAAGAUCUAAACUGGAACAUAAAGAAUCUUUACAACACAUAAAAAAUGUUAAGAAAUACUCUGAAGAAUCUAUAUGUAGUUCUCACUUGAAUUAUCACUUUAUUUCAUCUAAUUCAAAUUCAGAAGUUGAUGAAUCAAAUAUAAUGAUGUUCAAAAAAACACAGACAUCACAAAAAGAUUUAUUUGCAAAUAUACAACUUAAUUGUGCAGAAACUGAAACUAUUAAUAAUGCGAUAAUGUAUGAAUACAUUGAUUUUGAAAAUCAUUCGAAUAAAGAUACUUCUGAACCAGACUCAUGGAAUUCAGCAAAAACUGAAGUAUCAAUAUUAACUACCAAUAAUAAUGUAAAUAUUGAAAAUACAAUAAUCGAAGAAGUAUCAAAAUCACUUAUAAAAAUGCAAUCUCUUAUGGAGCAAUUACAGAUAUAUACUGAAAAUGAACGGCCAUCUUUAAUUAAACAAAUUCAUAGCCUUUAUAAAUAUUUAAUGGAAAAUAAAUCAGUAAUCGUGUGGUCACCAGAUAAGAACAUUAAAAAGCAACAAAUUUAUGAAUUAUAUAAUAAAUACAAACAAAAUUAUGAAAAACAUAAGCCGUUUAUAAUAUCUUCAAAUAAAGAGUUUCAAAAAACUUUAAUUAAUGAGGAAUUGUUAAAUCUACAUGAUGAGUACAUUGAUAAAAUUUUUACAACUCAAUUUAAACGUUCCAUUAUAAAAAUGAAUGAGUUAUCUACAGCUCUUCAAGGUUUUGGAGAUGAACAUACACAAAUAGUAAAAGAAGUAGUAGAAAAACAACAAAAGAUUUUAGAAAAAGAUACCGAAAUUUCUCGAUUAAAAGAAAAGGUUCGAAUGGGUGAAGGUGAUUGUGUAAGACCAGAAAAAUCAGAAUGGGAUAUAAUUAAAGAAAAUUUCAGAGUACUUGAUAUUGAACUGAAUCAAAAAAAUCAACUGAUAAAAGAAUUACAGGAUAUGCUUACAUCAAAUAAUGUAAAAUUAUCGGCGUAUAUUACAGAAUGUGAUGAGUUAAAAUUUAAGAACAAAAAUCUUAUUGAUAAUAAAAAUUCAUUACUGAAGGAAUGUAGUAUAAGAAGUGACGAAUUGAAAGAAAAAUGUGAAGAGAUAAAUCAAUUAGUAAAGCAAUUACAAAAUUUAAAUGAAAGUAUAAUGAUAACAAAUAACAUGGAAAGAGAAAUUGAACAAUUAAAAAUAAAGUUAUUACUAAAUAUUUUAAUUAUUUCUUUUAUCCUUUAUCUUAUAUAUACAUUUAAUUGUUCUUUUAUAGGUUGA
Molecule: messenger RNA, 6153 nt
Organism: Vespa crabro (European hornet)
Lineage: Eukaryota; Metazoa; Arthropoda; Insecta; Hymenoptera; Vespidae
Product: putative leucine-rich repeat-containing protein DDB_G0290503
Exons: 9
Coding region: 4147-6153 (668 amino acids)
Source: RefSeq, a predicted model, not a curated record